UGUCUUUGUUAGAUUGUUCUAAUGUUCAUUAAUUGUAUAGUCUGUCCGUGUCGUUUGUAACGUUCCCUCGUGACUCAUUUACACUUAAUACCGUUUUUGUGUUUUAAUAUUUUUUAACUAACUGUUUUAUUCAGUACUAUUAUCAUGGGGUAUUUAUGCAUAGUAAAAAAUUGCAAUAAUUCUAGUAAUUUAACAAUGAUUAAUUGCAAACUAUUUAAGAUACCUAAAGACGAACGGAGUGAAGAUUGGUUGAUAAAUUGUAAACGUCACGAUUUAUUGGGAAGGUCACUAGAGUACUGUCGUGUGUGUUCAUACCAUUUCGUCGACAAAAUGUUCGCGGACCCUUAUAAAACAGUUCUAUUGCCUACUGCUGUUCCAACUGAUUUCUCAAUGAUCUUUAAUGGAGAAAUUUGUAUUACUUCAACAAAACAAAAGCUGUCAACUUCUAAUUAUCCAAGUACAUCGGUUUCUGCUGAUUGUUCAGUAUCCUCUUCUGCUCAAACCACUCAAAUUCUUCCAUCACACAUUCCAUGGAAGCGUAAUUGGUCAAAAACCGUUGAGAUACCUGAUCUUUUGGUCAAACGAUCCAAGGAUACUAAGAAUGACAUGAUUGGUAUUGAAGAACAAAAAAGAAUCUUGGCCACACGUUUGAAAAAUCCAUAUGAAGAUGAUGAUAUUGAUGUAUUUUUUAAAAGUAUUGCAAUGACGGUUAAAAAAAUGCCACCUCAAUCGAUCAAAGAAGCUAAACUUAAAACUCUUAUGUUGAUCACUGAAAUAGAUAAAAAAUAGGUAUUCAACUUCUUAAACACUACCUAAAGUUUAUCAAGUACCAUCAGACUAUAACAAUAUGUACCAAUAUCAACUAAAUUCAUCAGCUAACUCAUACAGUAGUACCUCAACAUUGUCGUAAGGGAUUUUGCCAUUCAAUUAUAGUGAUGGGUCUAAUUUUUACCCAUUGGAAUUUUUUUUUCUUCCAAAUUUAUGUGUAUAUAAAUUACUCUUUAUUUUAUGUUUAAAAAAAUUAC
Molecule: messenger RNA, 1025 nt
Organism: Melanaphis sacchari
Lineage: Eukaryota; Metazoa; Arthropoda; Insecta; Hemiptera; Aphididae
Exons: 4
Coding region: 145-789 (214 amino acids)
Molecular function (GO): sequence-specific DNA binding
Source: RefSeq, a predicted model, not a curated record